GAGUGGCCGUGACCUCCCCCAGCGAAAGACCCCCUCGGCCCAGGAGGGAUGAGCAGUAGGAGAAGCCUGGGAAGCCCCUCACCAGGACCAGCUGGGGCAGGACCCCCCCCCCCCAGGACAUCAGGGUGUGGGGGCUGGUGGCUGUGGCGAGUUAGGUCCAGCCCACCUGGUUCUGCUGGCAGCCGGGUUCCUGGGAGAGGCAGCACCUGCUGACCUCUGAGGAAGGCCCCAGUGGAGGGUGCAGACAGGCCCCUGGCCUCUUCUGGCUCCCCUACCCCAGCGGGCCCAGCAUUGCUCGCUGGACACCCCCCCCAGCCCCCCCCCUCGACAGUACAGACCUUCUUGGGCCAAUGGCUCAAUCCAAGACCCGCUGGAUGGGAAGAGAGCCCGCAGCUGCCGGGCUCCAGGGUCAGGUUAAUUGAAGAAGCAAUUGGAUAGGAGGUGGGGAGAGGGAGGGGGUAGGGCUGGGGUUGUGGGGCCUCCCUCCCGCUCCCUCCCUCCUCUGCUCAGAGGAGCCAACUUCAAAAGCCUUGUCUGCCUGCCGCCAGCCUUCCCUGCUGUGUCCUGUCCUGGGAAGCCUGUUGGCCAGGCUUGGAGCAGGACUUGGAGUGGCAGCCACACUCCCUACCUGAGGACCCAGGAUCAUGUGCAAGGCCCACUGGCAGGAGUGAGGGAGGGCCUCACCCUCAGAGGCCCAUGGUGCCUCCCAAGCCUGCACUCUGGGCGCUCCUGCUGGCUCUGCUGGGGCUCGCACCGAGUCAGGCAGGGCUCCGCACCUGCAGCAUCCCUGACGUGCUCCGCCACUACCGUGUGGUCAUCUUUGAGGACCUGCAGGCUGCUGUGAGGCAGGUCGGGCCAGGCUCCCGACACCUCCAUUUCAUCCAGAAAAACCUGACUGGAGCUGCAGUCCUCGGAUGGCGGGAUCGGGAUCGGGUGGGAGCUUCCUGCGGUGCCCAGAAGGAGCACGAUAUCCUGCUGUCCAUUGCGUCCCUGGGUCGGACCCUGCGCAGGGUAGUGGCCCGGGGCCACCGCCGCGGGGCACUGGAGAAAGCCGCGUGGACUGUAGCCCUGCGCACCGAAGCAGUGAUGCGGCGCCACUGCUGGAUGAUGCGCCAGCGGAGGAGGAGCCGGUGGCCCAAGAGGCACCCUCCUCGGAGUCGCCGCAGCCGCAGCCGCAGCCGCAGCCGCAGCCGGAGGCGGCUCCUCCUGCGUGUCCUGGACACCGUCGCCACCUGCUGGGAGAAGCUCUUCGCGCUGCGUGCAGCAGCCUCCGAGGACUCGUAGCGCGUCCUGCGCAGGCCAGAGAAGAGCCAUCGGGGCCGCGGGGCCUGGGAACGAGCUUCAUUUGGUGACGACUGCCUCCUCUCCCUCUUGUUGGCUUACUCCUGGGCCCAGGCUCCUCCUUGUCAUGGCCCUGGACAUGCUCCAGGCACCUGGCCAGGACUCAAUAAACUGCUGGUGCUGCGG
Messenger RNA from Acinonyx jubatus (cheetah), 1467 nucleotides. It is a transcript of the gene CA3H20orf204, whose product is annotated as chromosome A3 C20orf204 homolog. The transcript is spliced from 4 exons. The record is from RefSeq and is a predicted model, not a curated record. NCBI's taxonomy places the organism in Eukaryota, Metazoa, Chordata, Mammalia, Carnivora, Felidae. The coding region runs from base 697 to 1284 and encodes 195 amino acids.